Molecule: messenger RNA, 3510 nt
Organism: Trichobilharzia szidati
Lineage: Eukaryota; Metazoa; Platyhelminthes; Trematoda; Strigeidida; Schistosomatidae
Source: the annotation of a GenBank genome assembly
AUGCCACUCCAUGUAGAUCCUAGAAAACACGAACUUCUAGAAGCUAGAAUUCAAGGAACUAAUCAUAUAAAUCAAAGCAAUAAUAUCCCUGUAUCCACGAAGACGGAUUCAUGUUCAUCAGCUUAUAUGUAUCCUAUGGCGGCAGAUGAAUCCUCACGUACUCCAGAACAUUCAGCUAUGCGUGGAUCGUCUAGUCCAUCUAGUUCGGCUGGUGAACAUGAUUUAAGUACAAGCAGUAGUGAUCCUAAACCAGUAACAACUGUUAUCCCUUCAACACCAGUAGAACCAAACGAACGGAUUCCGAGCAGUGCAGACGUGGGCAAAAAACUUCAAAAUUCUACCAAUCAAAACAAUAGUCGCUCGGAUAUCGCCAAUUUACCUCUCAAUAUACAAAGUCCUCAAACAUUUGUACAAACGCAGUCAGAUUAUGUGACUUCACCUACAACUCCAAAAAGAAAUAGAAUGCCUUCAAGUUCCACUGGGGAGUUUGAUAAUACAACAAACGAUGGAGCUCUUGCUUCACCUGUCAAAUCAAGUGAUAAGUUUUUAGAGUCUUUAGCUACUGGUGCUCCAGCCAAUCCUAUGGGUUCACCUCAGUGUUUACAAUACCUUUCAAGAUCCAAUUCUAUGCACACACCUUCCACUGUUGCUGGCAACAGUCCUGUUAAAUCCCAGACAUCUGUAAAUGAUAAGAAUAAUCCAUAUUCUACAUUCCAACUAUCUGUUCAACCCAGUCCUAUAGUUGUUGAAACAAAUAAUCCUGUACAUGAUCCACCUCCAUCCAUAAAGCCACCUACUUCAACGCAUAGUGGACAGGCUGACUCCUUACCCUCUAGAAAUGGUACAAAAAAGCGACGAAAACCUGCCAAUUCUGAAGACAUUCACACACCGAAGGCGAAGAAAGUGACUGGUCAAGAUCGUGGUUCGAAACGUAUUGAUGAAAUCUUUAAAUUCAUGCCUGGUCCCUUGUAUUCAUCCUGCGGUUCAACAAGCCCAAUACGUAAUACUCGUCCACAAAGCCCUUCCCCUACAGGUGGUCAUUCUCUUGAUAAUCAAAUGGUUGGAACAACGCAUAACUACAUCCCAUCGGUGAAUGAAGCUGUGACUACAAGUUGUGGAAGUAAUGACCAACUGGUUAUUACAUCAGCUUCAGGUGGUGUUCAGUUUACAAGUAAUGCAGUAAAUUUCCAGCUGUCACCUGUUCGUGCCAACAGUACAGCAAGUCUAAGCGAUAGUUCUGGUGACAAUCCUGUAUCUAUGGUUGGAUUAAGUAUGGCUGUAAAUAUGAAUGCAAAUCCAGUCUCCUGUACUACACCUUGCAAUGCUACUCCAUUACCUACCUACACUAACCUACAUACAUCUGUAAAUCUGAAUUCAUCUUAUCCUCAAGUUGGACAAGCGAAUUUCAGCUAUCUAGGCUCUGCAUCCAGUUUAAAUAGUCCUAUAUCUCAUGUUCCAGGUGCUUUAACCGCCACCACCACAACUGCCACUCCUACUCUAACUGGAUCUGGAUCUGGUGUUGUAAACACUUUCAAAUCUCAUGUCGGAGUGCAAACAGAUGAAGCUGUCACUUCGGCGGCGGCGGCGGCAUUAAUGAAUGAAUCUAUGAUAGAAGAUUCUCAGUGUAUAAAUUCCACAUCUUUGCAUAACAAUCCCCCUACUGCUGCUGCUGCUGCUCCUCCUCCUCCUCCUGCUACUUCUGCUUUAUUUACGGCUGGUGCAUCUUUACCCGUGGUUAAUACUGUUGAAAGUCUUCAACGGCGUAUAGCUGACUUAGAGCAUGAAAAUGCUAUUCAACGUGAAAGUAUUACAAAACUUCAAGAAAAUGCUCUUCGUUCUCGAGAAAUGAUACGUGAAUUAUUAAUUGAAAAAAGUCUAUUGGAGAGAAAGACUACACGUCAAAAAGUCAUGGAAAAUCGUUUACGGCUAGGUCAGUUUAUCACUCAAAGACAAGGUGCUCAUUUUGAAGAAAAGUGGAUUGAAGGCUCAAGAUUUAAAGAAUUAGAUCAACGUCGUAAAAAUAUUGAACAUGUUCGUGAAGAGAUUGAACGUAAAAAGAAACAAUGGAAUAAACGCAAACCAAAUGUUGGUGAAGGGAAAAAGAGUACUAAAUCUAAGUAUGAUGAGGUUUCUGUCGAUGAAUUUUAUGAACAGUUGGAAAUCUAUGAUCUGCGUAAACAAAUGCUUGUUAAAGAAGAUAAAGAAAUUCAAAUGGAAUUAGAACGUUUAGAUAGAGAAAGAAAUUUGCAUAUACGUGAAAUUAAACGAAUUUCCAAUGAAGAUGCUUCACGUUUUAAAGAUCAUCCAUUGUUGAAUGAACGUUAUCUAUUGCUUAAUUUACUCGGUAAAGGUGGAUUCUCUGAAGUACACAAGGGUUUUGAUCUUGUCGCUAAUCGUUAUGUUGCUUGUAAAAUUCAUCAACUCAAUCCUGCUUGGCCUAAGGAUAAAAAAGAUAAUUAUAUAAAACAUGCACUUAGAGAAAUUGAGAUCCAUAAAACGCUGAAUCAUCCAAGAAUAGUGAAAGUUUUCGAUGUAUUCGAUAUUGAUCAUGAUGCUUUUUGCACAGUACUUGAAUACAGUGAAGGCAAUGAUCUAGAUUUCUUUCUUAAACAAAAUAAAAGUAUCCCUGAACGUGAAGCGAAAUCAAUUAUAUGUCAAGUGGUGUCUGCUUUGAAAUACUUAAAUGAACGUAAACCUCCGGUGAUACAUUAUGAUUUAAAACCAGGAAAUAUUCUCUUGGGGUCUGGACAAGUUGCUGGUGAAAUUAAAAUCACUGAUUUUGGUUUAAGUAAAUUAAUGACAGAGGAUAAGUAUAAUCCAGAGACUGGAAUGGAUUUAACUUCACAAGGUGCUGGCACUUAUUGGUAUUUACCACCGGAAUGUUUUGAAACCGGACGUGAACCACCGAAAAUUUCAUCAAAAGUUGAUAUUUGGUCGGUUGGUGUAAUAUUCUUUCAGUGUUUAUUUGGUAAAAAGCCAUUUGGUCAUAAUAUGUCUCAGGCUGAUAUACUCCAUGAGAAUACAAUUCUUCAUGCCCGGUCCAUUGUAUUCCCGUCUACAACAAAAGUUAGCGAUGGUGCAAAGGAAUUUAUCCGUAAAUGUUGUACGUAUCGAAAAGAUCUUCGACCGGAUGUCUUUCAACUUUCUAAUGAUGACUAUUUAAAGCCUAAAGCACAAUUAAAGCAUUAUCUUGAUACAUCUUCACUUCCUGGGCCUAUUCCACUCGGUAUAGCAACAACAACUCCGCCUUCCAGUUGUAUUGGUGCCUCUGUUAUUCCCAGUGUCGGCGGUAAUCCUUCAUGUCUUCUAUCUGGCUACCAAACAAAUAAUAAUCAUAAUAACAAUAAUAACCAUAAUAACAGUAGCGUGAACAGUGGUGUUGGCCAACCGCAAUCACAACAUAUCCUUCAACAACAAACUCCAUCGUUUUCUGUACUCCAAAGUCAAGUGGCGGCAGCGGCAGCUACGCCAUCUUUACAACCGUUGACAUUACCUCCACAAAGUUAAAUA